Schistocerca gregaria is the source of this 696-nucleotide messenger RNA. RefSeq names its product endoplasmic reticulum lectin 1-like. The record is from RefSeq and is a predicted model, not a curated record. The transcript is spliced from 2 exons. The coding region runs from base 1 to 696 and encodes 231 amino acids. Lineage: Eukaryota; Metazoa; Arthropoda; Insecta; Orthoptera; Acrididae.
AUGAGGGUGCAAGCACGCAGUUUUUUGAGCGAAGCCGUGCUUCUUUUGAUCUGCUGCGUGAUACUGUGCGCAGCGCGCUGUCGCGCGGACUCCCUCGCCAAGUGCAGGACCAGCGUGGAAAAGGUGUCCUCUUUGGACCGAGGCCAGCUGAGAGCGCACCUCGCGCCGGACGAGAAGGGAAAAUUUGAGUACUUCUCUCAGGCAAACGGGACGAAACUAGCCUGCUUCAUACCCCUCGCGGCGCCGAGCACCAGCCAGCUCGAACCCAAGAAGUCGAAGCGUCCGUCGCCAGAUGGCCUGUUCGCGCUGCUGAAAGACUUGUGCUACUACUCGGUCGAAUACGAGAGCGUGUACGAGGUCUGCGUGGGACGGCACAUCAAGCAGUACGAUUUGGACGAGAAGCGAGGCAUCCAGAAAGAGGUGCUGCUGGCGAACAUGAGCGUCGUGAGGGAGGUGAGGGAGAACCCCACGGAGUAUAUCGAGUACUAUGACGGGGGCGAGUGGAUUGAGGAAAUCAAAGUGCACAACACGGCGGAGAUUGCGUGGACCUGCGCGUCCGGGAAGACGGCGGUAACUGGCGUGUACACGCCAAUACCAGGGCACCAUGUGGUGUGGAUGAAAACGCCGCUCCUGUGCGCACACGAAAAGUAUGCGCUGCAGACAACACAGAGGGAAAUAAAGUGUUUUAUAGAAUGA